This is a messenger RNA of Vicia villosa (hairy vetch), 534 nucleotides long. RefSeq lists its product as uncharacterized. The transcript is spliced from 3 exons. The record is from RefSeq and is a predicted model, not a curated record. Lineage: Eukaryota; Viridiplantae; Streptophyta; Magnoliopsida; Fabales; Fabaceae. The coding region runs from base 1 to 534 and encodes 177 amino acids.
AUGGCGGCAGAGCUGUUCGGCGUGCGGCGGUGUGGAUCCGGCGGUGAUGCUCUUCGGCGGAAGGAGAUCGAUGGCCUCGCGGUUGUUUCCGGUAUGAUGUACCCCGAUGAUAUUUCAAGAGAAUUAGCUACUUUAGUCGAUGUUUGUAGGAGUAUCGACGGGGUAGUGGCAAAUGUGGUAGAUGUCAGAGGUGACUUUCGUAGCAAGCAAGACUUUGAUGUCGGAGGUGACUUUCGUAGCAAGCAAGACUUUGAUGUCGGAGUUUCGAUUCCAACACCUAUUGCUCCAUCAAUUGAAGAGGUACAAAUUGCUCCAAAAAUUCCAUUCAUUGACGAGAUGUCGGUUUUUAUGCAUAAAUACAUCGACCGGAUCGUCAAUGUGGUGGGGGACGGUAAUUGCGGAUAUUUGGCCGUAUCGGCUUUGCUUGGUAAGGGAGAGGAUGCCCAUGAGCUUGUCCGUCAUGAUCUUAUCGAAGAGUUGGUGAACCAUAAAGACUCGUACACGCGGGUAUUUGGAGACGAAACUAAAUUUUAA